AUGCAAAGAGAUCAAUUUGUAUCCAUUUUUAAGAUUAAAAACAAGCCAAUUUUGGCACCUUUGAUAUCUGAAGAAUUACGGCAGAAAAUUCUUGAUAUUCGCAACCAAUGUAAAAUGAAAGAAGAAAAGAUUAAGCAAAAGAAAGAUAUGUUAAACUAUUCCAUGAAAGCUGAAGAAGAGCGAUGCAGUUCGGCUAAUUCUUACACAAUUUCCAAUCCAGUUUUUGCAGUUUCACAACUUCCAGAAGCACUAGAUAAGACUGAUUCAGAUAAAGAGACUAUAAAUGAGGAUACAUCUUCAAUACAAACGGAAUUUAAUGAAGAACAAGGAGAAAGGCAAACAGAUAAUAAUCAAAAAUUAAAAACCGAACAAAAUUCUUGCGAUCUUUUUCAAUUAGAUCUGAAGGAACACAUGAAGGAUCUGAUUGAAAGACAAAAGGAAGAAUAUCUGAAAACCAUGAAUGUUUUGAAAAGAAAAUUCAUAGUUGAACAACAAAAAUUAUUUACAAAACUACAAAAUAAUAUGCAUAAUCUUACAUCCACUCCAUUAACGAAUAACUCCAUUAACAUAACUGAAGACGAGGAAUUUGCCGAAUUUCAGACUUGCCUUCAAUCAUUUGAAAAGACGGAAAGUGAAAAAACAUUAGUUAAUGAAGCUGAUCAAAAGAAUAAAGCUGCAACAAAAAUUACCGCUCUUGCUAGAGGAUAUCUUAUUAGGCGUUUAAUAAAGACAAUAUAUGUGCAAGAGCUUAUAAAAAGUAUUCAAGAUACUUUGCAUUUUGUUUUCAGUUUAAAUCAACAUAAAUUAUGUGGUAGUCCAGUUCAAGAUAUUCUUUUGAAAACCAAGUUGUUUAAGCAGCUUCAAAGUGAUUUACAUCGUUUUAAUGAUAUUUUUCAUCAGUAUUCAACGAAGGAAAGGAUGAGAAUAAUUUCAAAUGAUCGUGAUUUUCGUCGCAGGAAAAUUGUUGAGAAAAGAAUGGAAUAUUUAAAUCGGAGCUUUUAG
Messenger RNA from Chironomus riparius, 1002 nucleotides. NCBI's taxonomy places the organism in Eukaryota, Metazoa, Arthropoda, Insecta, Diptera, Chironomidae. The record is from the annotation of a GenBank genome assembly.